This is a messenger RNA of Aspergillus campestris IBT 28561, 514 nucleotides long. Its product is annotated as 3CxxC-type zinc finger protein. The record is from RefSeq and is a predicted model, not a curated record. NCBI's taxonomy places the organism in Eukaryota, Fungi, Ascomycota, Eurotiomycetes, Eurotiales, Aspergillaceae. The coding region runs from base 62 to 514 and encodes 150 amino acids. The transcript has 2 exons.
CACACACCCCAAGCCGCAGCCCAAACCAAACAACAACAACAACAACAACACCAGCUACUCAAUGCACCCCUCCCUCCACGAAGCCGUCAGCCAGCGCCUCCUAGACGCCAACCUAACCCUCACCUUCCACACCACCGACUCCCCCGCGGGCAGCACCCACGAAUACGACACGCACACCAUGGGCCGCUUCGUCUGCCCCAACCGGCUGUGCGGCGCGCGCGGCUGGACGAGCAAGAAAGUCGCUGUCACGAUCCGCAUGUACCCUGGGGGCGAGUACAAUGCGCGCGUGUACCACCAGCGCUGUAGGGCCUGUCAUCGGUUGGCGAGGCCGGUGCUAGAUGCGUCGUAUGCGGAGAGGGUGGCGUAUCGGUUGAAGAGGUGGUGUGGGGUUGGGGAGUUGGUGGGACCGGGUUUAGGGAGUUGGACUGGGGGGAGGGCGGGGAGGAGGAGUGAUGUGCCGCAUGAGAGUUGGUUGUGUGAGGGGUGUAGGGUUGGACGUUUUAUUGUUGAGUGA